AUGAAAGAGAUCUUUUGGGCAAAUGACCCUUGUACAUUCGAACAUUGGAUGAGAAUGCCACAGAUGGAGGAUGUUAUAGCAAAUGCCUACCAAAGGUCACUGUACUUUUUUUCACUACAAAUUAAUCUUACCUUUCUUCCACAUCACUAUCUAUUAAAUCGAAAUGAAACAUUUGCAAUAGCCUUCGUUAAUAAUAAUCAUUAUGUGGCUAUUACAUUGAAGCCUGGUGCCCCUGUACCACCAAUUGUAAAUCGAUGGACACAGUUUGCUACCUCGACCGCGAUAAGAUGGAAGCUACUAAUUCAAAAUCGUAUUGAUUGCUUUCUUACAAUAAGUAGUUCAUCUAACGAA
Molecule: messenger RNA, 351 nt
Organism: Cetraspora pellucida
Lineage: Eukaryota; Fungi; Glomeromycota; Glomeromycetes; Diversisporales; Gigasporaceae
Source: the annotation of a GenBank genome assembly